UGAUGUUAGAAGGUCCCUUUUCUCCUUUAUUCCAUCCCCUUGGGAUAUUUGAAGCUUAAUUUCCCCCCUUAAUAACUAUCAGCAGUAACUCUGCGGAGGGAAACAUCUGCUCUAGUCUUUUGACUCUUCUAACACUCAUGUGUGAAAGGAGCUGUGGCAUUAGCAUGGCCCGGGAGGAACAACUGGGCUGGUGAUUCCUUCAUUUGGGCGCAGACCUCUUCACUGCUGGAGAGAGGAGCCUGACAGCUGCGCUCUUUCUCUUAAGAUAUAUGGGUUUUGGACUUUCCAUAUCCGAGAGCAGAAUGUUGCCGCACUGCCAUGCUCUGGCUGUGGCUGUUGUCCAGAUCUUUAUCUUCUCAGAAAACCGGGCAUUUGCCAAGAACAUCAACUUCUAUAACGUGAGGCCUCCUCUCGACCCUACACCAUUUCCAAACAGCUUCAAGUGUUUUACCUGUGAAAAUGCAGGGGAUAAUUAUAACUGCAAUCGAUGGGCAGAAGACAAAUGGUGUCCACAAAAUACACAGUACUGUUUGACAGUUCACCACUUUACGAGUCAUGGAAGAAGUACAUCAAUCACCAAAAAGUGUGCCUCAAGAAGUGAAUGUCAUUUUGUUGGCUGCCACCACAGCCGAGAUUCUGAACAUACAGAGUGUAGGUCUUGCUGUGAAGGAAUGAUCUGCAAUGUGGAAUUACCUACCAACCACACUAACGCGGUUUUCACCGUAAUGCAUGCCCAGAGAACGUCGGGCGGCAGUGCCCCCACACUCUACCUGCCGGUGCUCGCCUGGGUCUUCAUGCUUCCGUUGAUAUGAUUCCAUCAUCGCUUAGGAGAGGCAGAGACCAGCCCUCCGAAGCACAAGCUAAAAACUGUGUAAACAGGGAACUUUUGAGUGAAGACCAAUCUUGUAGUUGGCAAAGAGUGCACAUUGGACUCCAAGCAGAAGGCAGUUGUUCGUUAAAAUGUUCUUGCACGAGGCCAUGGAAUUUGCAGAAGGGGAUUUGGCUGCCACCGAGGGCAUUAUCUGGCUUCCGGGCUUCCUGGUCAGAUAGGCUGCAUUUUGUCAUUUCUGCAGGGAAGAUCCUGCCAGCAUCGACAACAGGCAGGUGUCGUAACUUAUACUGUCCCAGCCUGACCAGGCCUUUAGCCGAAAGGACUCAUUGACUCCUUCAGAGGCUGCUGGGUCAGAACCUCUCAUUUCUGGGAUUAGCUCAGAGCAUCUCUAUGGCACCUAACCCUUCCCCUGAUGAGAAAGCAAUUUCCCUGACAAUGGCACAGUCAAUGAGAGAGGCAAGUACAGGAGAGAAACUUCCAGUUGAACUAAUAUGAAACCCGUUUGUGAA
Messenger RNA from Rhinolophus ferrumequinum (greater horseshoe bat), 1341 nucleotides. It is a transcript of the gene LYPD6B, whose product is annotated as LY6/PLAUR domain containing 6B. Bases 270 to 812 code for a protein of 180 amino acids. Gene Ontology annotation, molecular function: acetylcholine receptor regulator activity. The record is from RefSeq and is a predicted model, not a curated record. NCBI's taxonomy places the organism in Eukaryota, Metazoa, Chordata, Mammalia, Chiroptera, Rhinolophidae. The transcript has 6 exons.